CAUGAAUUGACGUGAGUAGGUUACUCACUUUACGACACAUUCUCUGUCUCUUUCGCCCUCUCGAUGCCGACGCCGAAAUACUGCAUUGCACACUUCCGCAGUACGCACACAGAACUGCUGGUCGGCGCGCCCCCAUCACCAAGCUACAGGCCUUCCCCUGGGUGUUGGGGCAGGUUGUCUCCUCCGAGCACGUCUCGUAGGGAACUCCCGUACAGUCAAGCUACCAUAUAUUUCUGUUGGGCAUGUGCUGUUGCUUCUAGAACGGCGGGGACUCUUUUUUUAUAAUCCUUCUGUGCCUCGUUUCAUACCAAUUGUCUCGUUCCUUGUGACGAGGAACAUUGAGUCAAGGCUGCUCCGGGCGUCAGCUUGCGCAGUGCGUCUCGAAAAGCCUGGGCGGCAUUCCGACAAGCAUGGCCGCAACCUCGUCAACAUCGGUAAACCUUCUCAUCCGCGAAGCUGUUACGAUCGACGGCGCGGUCGAUGUUGACCUCCCGAUUAAUCCAUUCCCGGCGAACUGCACCUUUGCAUUCGAUACUUUGAAAAACACUGCCUUCUUCAAGCUACGAGUGUCUCUCCCUGUCCCGGGCAACAAGAACGGUUCUGUCUACCUACACAUUCCCCCCGAGCAUAUCAGCUCCAUUAGCCACUCAACACACACAGCAACAGGGUCGUCACUGCCCCGAUGGCGCUUGCAGUUCUUACUGCAUCGCCCAGUUCUGUUGAUAGGUCCUCGCGGCUGGGUGCUUCCGACUUCAGAAAAGAAACGAUUAUGCUCAUCGCUCCGCGCGAUGGCGACGCAGACCAGACUAGCCGUUUAUCUGCCCACGCAUGCUAUCUCCCAGGGUGAAGCCGACAUACUUUGUGGGGCAUCUGUCUGCGCCUCGUGAACCUCGUGUCCAAAGCUCGCCAAGCUUAACAGCCUGUACGCCGGGCAGGGAGGACAGGUCAUCAGUGUCCCACGGAUGCCUGAGCAAAGUCCCCCCCCUUACAACGGCGAGGCCAAACGUCGAGAUGAUGAUGGCUCUGACAGACCACCACCAAAGCGUCAGCGGGUUGACCCAGGACGAAUACCCUGCGAGGAUGCUGGUGACGACGCUGGCGAUGCUGUGCGCAAGCUUUGCCACGAACUUAUGGCACAGCACCAGUUGGCAUUGCGCUCUGAAUUCCUGGCGGGGCAGACAGCUCUGCGGACCGAGAUAUUAGGGGAGUUGAAACAGAUGGAAGAAAGGGUUCUUCAUGCUACCCGGCAUUUCGUGAGCGAACAAAUCAACGGAUUGAAGACCGAGGUUGCAGAUGAUAUCCAGGGAGAUGUCGCUGUUGAGGUCACCGUUUCUGUCUUGGACCAAGUGCGAGAUGAAUACGAGCUGUAUAUUGAUGAUCGUGUUGAUGGAAUCAAACUAGAGAUGGAAGCUUCUGUGAAAGAUGAGAUGGAGAGUGCACAAGACGAUAUCAUAAACCGUUUUCAAGAAGGAACAUGGCAAUUUCGCUCAUCCUAAUGAACAAGACAGCACUGAACGCUACUGCUUCCUCAAAUUAUACACCACAGUCUGGAAC
This is a messenger RNA of Cryphonectria parasitica EP155, 1554 nucleotides long. RefSeq lists its product as uncharacterized. Bases 963 to 1496 code for a protein of 177 amino acids. The record is from RefSeq and is a predicted model, not a curated record. NCBI's taxonomy places the organism in Eukaryota, Fungi, Ascomycota, Sordariomycetes, Diaporthales, Cryphonectriaceae. The transcript has 2 exons.